Molecule: messenger RNA, 1465 nt
Organism: Drosophila rhopaloa
Lineage: Eukaryota; Metazoa; Arthropoda; Insecta; Diptera; Drosophilidae
Exons: 2
Coding region: 284-1399 (371 amino acids)
Source: RefSeq, a predicted model, not a curated record
CAGAACUCCCAAAAAAGUUUUAAGAAAUUUCGAGGAACCAUUGUUUUUUGGAAGUAACGCCCUUAUAAAGAGCUAAGCUUCUUCGUUCCUGUUUUUGUUAAGUGUUAUUUUGAAAAGUAAUUAAUGUUUUGACUAAGAAUUGAAACUAAGCUUAGACAGGUUUACGUAAAGAUAAAGUCUUUAAAAUAUUGAAAUAAACUAUUUAAACCUUGUUAAUUCUGCAAAGAAGAAUUUUUUUUCGCCGGAACAUACUCACCAUUGUCGUUAUUAACCCUAAGUAAAGAUGCAAAGUUUUGCUAAACCAAAAUACUCUAAGCCUUUAAGGUUCGGCGAGGCCAUUGAAUUGGUGCUCGAGUGGAUAUCCAUUGAACCCAAGGACCGACAAACUUUCAAGGAAGAUGCCCAGCAAAUUGAAAAUGAGUUUAUCCGGGCCAUAUCCCGCCAAGAUCCCUUUUUCGCCAGUGCAUUCCGGGGCCUCGCUUUGACGGGCAGUAAUCUGGAUGACGUUAAGAUCAAUCUGCCGGAUGAGUUCGAUAUGCUGACCACUGUACAGAUGCCAUGUGAAGUGAAACCAAUUCCGCUGAAAGGUCAUCCCAGCUAUGUUUCUCUACGGGUCAGUGGGGCACAUAUUCCCCACCACCUGGUAAAUCGGGAAGGCGAGGAAUACUACAUAAGCCGGCGGAAGGUUCAGUCCUGGUUCCGGGAUAACAUCAACGAAGUAAUCCCUGAGCUAUACAACAUACAAUGCGGGGGCGGGCGAUCCUACGAGCUGAGAAAUAUUUCCGGCGGUCAUGUAGCCCACACUAUUAAGGCUACCUGCUUAUCCGAUCCCGGACGAAAGAUUUGCUUUGACUUUGUGAGCGCCUUUAAGUUCUCUGCACGGGAGUGGCCACGGGUUUUCCCGCAGCACAGAGAUGGGGAUCGCAGCUGGUACGCCGUGCCCUGUAAGAUUCGAUCUCACAAUGCUGUUGAUGAUCCUCUAUCUUUCAUCGUCUGCGCUCCUUACUGGGAGCGAAUGGUCCUAAGCAAGAAACAGAACCUCAAGGACGGAUUCAGGCUGAUGAAAGCCCUGCGAGAUGCAAAUGAUAUGCCCAAGAUCUUCAGCUACACAAUCAAGAGUGUCUUCCUGAAUGCCGCCAAUAGAAAGAAGAUCAACUGGAAUCAAUCCCCCGGUCAAAUACUCAUCCGGGCAGUCGACCUUAUGGUGAUGUUCCUCCGGAGGGGCUUUCUCCCAUUCUACUUGGUGCCCGAUGCAAGUGUAUUGGAGGGCAUUUCCGUGGACGAGAGGCGGGACUAUGCCUCAAGACUUCGCCGCAUCUUACGUCGGCUCAUCAAGUGCAGGAAUCGCAAUUGCAUGACUCCAGAUGAUAUGCAGUUCAUAUUUGGAAUGCGGUACUAAUGGUGUACUUUUGUUUUAGCAGCUUGUUGAAGGCAGCAUGCCAUAUAUUUUGCAACAUCAAUUAAU